This is a messenger RNA of Spinacia oleracea (spinach), 917 nucleotides long. RefSeq lists its product as uncharacterized. The record is from RefSeq and is a predicted model, not a curated record. NCBI's taxonomy places the organism in Eukaryota, Viridiplantae, Streptophyta, Magnoliopsida, Caryophyllales, Amaranthaceae. The coding region runs from base 261 to 629 and encodes 122 amino acids. The transcript is spliced from 4 exons.
CCUGCUCUUUACAAUCGAAAAAGGGUCGCCUUCCCAAACAAACCAACCCCUGAAAUGAAAGGGAGCGACAAAACCAAACGCCACGCCACCCAAGACCAGUCGCUGGACAAAUUUCACCGAAAAGUAAAAAUCUUUUGUGCAGAAAUAGACAUAACUGAAGAUGUAUCCUGAGGAUGACAAUGGGGACAAUAACAUUGUGAAAAACAGUUUUAAAGCAAAUUGGAUAGCAGAAACUGCAGAAGGAAUUCAGCAGUACUGUCAUGUCUUUCAGAUUUCUUCUCAUACCCAAUAAGAGUUCUAAUACCCAGAUAGGGGAGAACUUAACUAACUACGGAGUCAAUGAAGAUGAAUAUUUUGGGGAUACAGCAGUAUGCCUCAUCACUCCGACCUUUCAACAUACGGCAAAGGUUGCUUCCCUAGCUGGAGGUUUUGUGAAACACUCGCUUGUUGAGGAAUUCCAGAUUUCUUUGUAUUGCUGUGAUCUCUGCUCGAGGAGCUUAUCUCAAGCUGGCCAAUUAUCUGCACAAGGUCAUAUUGCAAGAAUGCUAAUACCAGAAGCUGAACCAAGACUAAGAUUUAACUUCUGUAUAUACGAGGCAGUGAAACAUGAUCCUUGGAUGCAAGAGUGAACAAGAGAUUGCAGCAACCUCAACUUUGGCUGUGGAUAUUAGGAAAUGCGGAUCUUGUUUUUGACAUUACAAGGCCCUGUUCAGUAAAACUAGCGGUAGCGGGUAGUGGUAGAUAACUGUUAAAGUAGCGGGUAGUGCCUAUCUCUUAAAAUCCUGUUGUGAUUCACUGAGUGGAUGUGUGAUACGAAGAACCAAACAUAAUUUAUUACUGGCGGCGUGGCGUAAAUUGAUCAUUGCUAUAUCAGAUUCAAUUAACACGGUUAAUUCUUAUUUAAAUGUGGUGUACAA